Messenger RNA from Leptosia nina, 696 nucleotides. NCBI's taxonomy places the organism in Eukaryota, Metazoa, Arthropoda, Insecta, Lepidoptera, Pieridae. The record is from the annotation of a GenBank genome assembly.
AUGCACCGUGCACCCAGGCCUACCAGGCCCGACAAAGCUAGAAGAUUAGGAUACCGUGCUAAGCAAGGUUAUGUCAUCUUCAGAAUCCGCGUGCGACGUGGUGGACGCAAACGUCCAGUGGCCAAGGGUGCCACUUACGGAAAACCCAAAAGUCAUGGUGUUAACCAACUUAAGCCUACCCGCAACUUACAAUCUAUUGCUGAGGAGCGCGUUGGUCGCCGUUGUGGAGGUCUCCGUGUGCUCAACUCUUACUGGGUUGCUCAGGACUCUUCAUACAAAUACUUUGAAGUUAUCCUUGUUGACCCAUCACACAAGGCAAUCCGUCGUGAUCCAAAGAUCAACUGGAUCGUGAACGCUGUUCACAAGCAUCGUGAGAUGCGUGGUCUUACAUCGGCUGGACGCAGCUCUCGUGGUCUUGGAAAGGGUCACCGCUUCUCGCAGACCAAGGGAGGUUCCCGUCGCGCUGCCUGGAUCAGAAAGAACACCCUACAUGAAGAUUAUGCAAUUUUCUUGUUGAGCAGACUAAUCAAUGGUUUACUACAGUUAUAUACAGAUAUAACAGUUAACAAGGGGAUUUUGGCUCUAUACCUGCAGGUACUGUUUGCUGAUGUGUACUACUGUAUAUACUCUACUAUAUAUGUCAAUAAAAACUUUAUUCCAUUUCUUCUUUUUUUUUACCUGCCAUAUUUUUUCUAA